AUGCCGUUAUUGUGGGAGAAUACAUCGUCAUCAUCGUCCACUGAUUAUACCACUCGUAUGAUCGAGAGCGCGUGGCGGAGGAUAUUGGCCAUUGCACAAAACCAUUUGCAUGAAGACCGACAGCAACCAUCACCAGGUGAUUCAAACUCUAACACACGACAUGAUUCGCAACGGUCAUCACAAGAAUUUUAUGAUCGAGAGCGCCGUAUGGUUCAUGCACUUGACACGUUGUUUCAGUUGGCAUAUGAAGGCUCCGGGUAUCUUGCCUUCAUCUCGACCAUUAUAUCCACACUUGAUUCUGAGAGUCCAGUAGCCAUGGCAUUCUUGAGCCACAUUAUUGACCGAGCAGCAUUACCAUCACGUGAAACCAUGGCAUCAGUAUCAAACGUCAUUUUGGAUCGACUCAACAAACCCAGCACGCGUCCUUUCUUUUCUCGUCGUACAACAGCUGCUUCAGAUUGGAAACAACAAUGUCCUCAAUGUGGGUGCGAUGCAGCGGGAAGUAGUAGUGAAUCGUUACAACAACAGCAGCCAUCCUCCUCCAACACUCCCAAUGGGAAGCGUGCAAUGGGACCCAGUGCAGUGUUGCGAUUGAAUGCGGCGUCAUUGUGGUCAUUGCUUGCAGAGAAAUUCGCUGGUGAUCUAUGUCAAGAACUGUGGCAUGAGCAAGUAGGCGACUUGUUGCUACAUUUGCUAGCAGAUACUGGGGAAGAUCUUCGAGUAAGAACAUUCGCAUUGAUUGCAUUGGAAAAGUUUGCCUUGACAGGGCCCGUCAAGAAGGCUAUCCUAAAGCAUCCAUGCAAUAUUCGUGUCAUUUUACGUGCCGUAGUACGGGAGUGUGAGUUGGCACAUCAGCGUAUUUAUCUCAAGACACCCUAUUAUUACUAUUCGCCAUCAGCAUUAUCAUCCUCAUCCACGGCUACGACAGCAACAAACAUGUCGGAUGUUUCAACAAAGUCACCAUUGCCAUCACCCAGACAAAAGACAAAAUCGUCUCCAUGGAAACACAAAGAUGGCAUCAAGUCUCGUUUACACAAUGCAUGGCAAGAUUGCAAAAUCCAUUGGGAUCACCUAAUCCACCGUAAAAGGCAGCACCAGCAUCACGAUGUCACAUUGCAGCAGCAGCUAGACGAUGAAAAGGACACAUCUUCACUUGAUCAGGAUCCCAUCAAACGUCGUGCAAGCCCUAUUGAGUUUAGCAGCCUCAACAGCUUUGAUACGGGGUUCAUGCCACCGGAAGGUAAAUUGCGUGAUGAAUGGACAUUGUAUGUUCAGCUCGCACACUGUGCUCGUUGGGCCCUCGACAAUGUUUUUGCCGAUACCAGCACGAGUACCACUGAUUCACCAACAAAGCUUGCAUGCUCCUGGGAUUUGACUGGCUUGAAUGUGAUUAUGAACACGUUUGAUGCAACAGCACAUUGGAAACUUGGUGGCAACGGGCUUGAGCUACGUAACGAUCGACCUCAUUUUGAAUCGGUGCGAGCAACAGCAUGUGUGAAACGAGGCAAAUGGUACUAUGAGACGUUGUUGCUCACAAAUGGGAUCAUGCAACUUGGAUGGGCCACGAGUCGAUGUCGUUUCAUACCCGAGGAAGGUUAUGGUGUUGGUGAUGAUUGUAAUGGGUUUGCAUUUGACACGUAUCGAACAGCUGUAUGGGCGGAUGGGGCAGCCGUUUAUCCGCAAAUGCGUAACAAGAUCCAAUGUCGUGCAGGAGAUGUGCUUGGCAGUUUUCUCGAUUUGGAUAAUGGCCUGUGCACGUAUUUCAUCAACGGGUGCGACCUCGGUUUGACGGUCGAGUUUGAACAUCCUUCAUCACGUCACCACCGUUUUGCCGGAAAGAGUAUCGGUCUAGGAUUGUAUCCAGCAGUGAGUCUCACCACGCAUCAACACAUCUUGCUCAACUUUGGAGAUCGUCCAUGGAUGUAUCCACCACCGGUCUCUGUGAAAUACAAGGGUGUCAGUGAAGCAGGUCGAUUGGAUGAUGGAUACAAGAAUCGCAUUCUUACCCACGUCCACAAAAAACAUCAGCGUACAAGUGCAGGUGGUCGGUCAACAGAUGCCUUGCUUAUGAGCAAUACUGAACACGAUGAUCAUCAAGUGAUGGCAAAUUCAAGCAGCGAUGAUGAAGAAUAUGAUUGGGAUGGACCACUUUGCACUAUUUGCUUUUCAGAGCCAAAGAAUGUAGUUCUUUUGCCAUGCAAGCAUACUGGCUGGGGUCAACGAUGUGCUGAUGCACUUGACAUGUGUCCUUUAUGUCGAGCUGAUAUUCAAGAUCGUGUACGUACAUCAUCUCCUGUUAUAAAGACAUGA
Messenger RNA from Lichtheimia ornata, 2310 nucleotides. RefSeq lists its product as uncharacterized. Gene Ontology annotation, cellular component: cytoplasm. NCBI's taxonomy places the organism in Eukaryota, Fungi, Mucoromycota, Mucoromycetes, Mucorales, Lichtheimiaceae. Gene Ontology annotation, molecular function: ubiquitin-protein transferase activity; protein binding. Bases 1 to 2310 code for a protein of 769 amino acids. The transcript is spliced from 8 exons. The record is from RefSeq and is a predicted model, not a curated record.